This is a messenger RNA of Eleginops maclovinus (Patagonian blennie), 1060 nucleotides long. RefSeq lists its product as uncharacterized. The coding region runs from base 314 to 1060 and encodes 248 amino acids. The transcript is spliced from 10 exons. NCBI's taxonomy places the organism in Eukaryota, Metazoa, Chordata, Actinopteri, Perciformes, Eleginopidae. The record is from RefSeq and is a predicted model, not a curated record.
CAUUGCUGGUGCUGCUGAAUCUUCCAUAGAUCGUAUGCGUCGGAGUCAAACUUCCGGGUUUGUGUACCCCUCAGCCUCGUUCGAGUUUCAAAAUGGCCGCCAGGUGAAUAAGGCGAAUGGCCUCAGGCUCGUCAGAAGAGUGCACGGCUGGAAGUUUGGUACCAAAGAGGGGCGGCACGACAGUUGUGUGGAAUUAUUUUGGCUUUAAAAAGGAAGAUGCUGCGCAACGUCAGAUGAGCUUCACUGUGGUUGAGUUCACUGACAAUGAAAUUGAGGUUGCGCCAUCUUCAUGGCUCGAAAACACUUCUGAGGAAUGCGGUUUUGUAUUGACGGGGGCUUCCUCUGCUACUGGACACCACUUAACGUGCGAAAGCAUGUAAUUAACUGCAGCGAGCCAAACAGAAGCUGGGCUAAACAUCCAGUCAAGAAAGUAUGGUACACAACAAAUUCCUACACCAAAGCAGACCGGAAAUGUCUGCGACUGAUGGACUCUUCAAGUGUUGAGACAGAAGAUGACGCUACUGUUCAUCAAUCAAGGCCGCGUAGACGCCCAAGGAGAUUCAAUUCAGACUCCUCUAGUGAUGAUGAUUCCAUUCCAACGGCAAGAAAGCAGUCCAGGACUGUGGGUAUGUCUGGAAGCCCUGUGGGUCAGCAGAUUUCUCUGCUCACACCACCGUCAUAUGGGUCAAAACCACUGACACAUGUAGCCAGUCACUCGUCCAGACAUUCUACGGCGAGUGGCAACCAACGAUGUCCUGGCCCAGUACAGCCUGAGGGGGAGAAGGGCCAAAAAGUCCUUCCAAGACUUAGCGCUAUGCAAGAUAAUAAGAGCGGCCUGUGUGAAGAACUUCCCUGGCCAGACCGAAGCCGAGGCCGAGGAGUGCAUUGGGCACGUGCUCAAGUUUGCUCCACACAGACGGCAAGCUGGUCAGCAAGACUGAAGAUGCCAGACCAGCAGUCAAGAAGUUCUGCACCUUUUUUUUUAGAUAUUACUUUUAUUGUUUUUUAUAUUUAUUUUAAUUGUAUUAUUGGCUUAUAUUGGAUGAGGAGGGGGGGUUAG